Molecule: messenger RNA, 744 nt
Organism: Brassica napus (rape)
Lineage: Eukaryota; Viridiplantae; Streptophyta; Magnoliopsida; Brassicales; Brassicaceae
Exons: 3
Coding region: 1-744 (247 amino acids)
Source: RefSeq, a predicted model, not a curated record
AUGGACACGGUGAUCAGAAGGGGACCUUGGGCGUUUGCGGAUUGUAUGCUCGUGCUCCAGGGAUGGACUCCACUAAUGGAUAUGGAAAUGUUAAACUACAUUCCAUUAUGGAUCCAAAUAAGAGGAAUCCCACUCCAAAUCAUGAACCGAGAGGUUAUUGUUCACAUUGCUCGCGCUCUAGGAGAGGUACAGUUGAAUUGGAAUGUCAAUAAUCCUCUUAAGUUACAGAGGAAUUUCCAAUUCUCACAAGGUGUUAACACCUUUCUGAGACUCCAGUACGAGAGACUUUACGGAUUCUGUGAGACGUGUGGUGUUAUCAUUGAGGAGAUUAAUGAAGAUGCAAAUGAAGAUGUAGCUGCUGAUAAUAAUGUGGCUGAGGGACAAAAUGUGGAGGCAGAGAUGAAAAACGUGCAGGCAGACGCUGAACCUGAGGAUCCAGAGCAGGAAGAGUAUGAAAGGAACAUCAGGGAGAUGGAGGAGGAAGCAGAUGAUGAUUAUUUUUGGAGUGGAGAAGGAAAGCAGACUAUGUUUUCUUCUGAUGUGAAUCGAGAUGAGAUGUACACCCCUCCCUAUCCGUUUAGACAUCGUUUCCACAAGCCUAAUGAAGACAAAGCAUGUUUAAAGCGGAAAGCUUGGCUGACAAGCGCUAAUGGGAACACAAUGAAGUUUUCUCAAGCUGAGAAGGGUGAAACAAGUGGAGCUCACAGUGCCAAGCGUAAGAAGAAGAAUGGGGGUAGAGCAUAG